Suillus discolor is the source of this 174-nucleotide messenger RNA. RefSeq lists its product as uncharacterized. The transcript has a single exon. The annotation marks the transcript as partial. NCBI's taxonomy places the organism in Eukaryota, Fungi, Basidiomycota, Agaricomycetes, Boletales, Suillaceae. The record is from RefSeq and is a predicted model, not a curated record.
GAGAGGCCGCUGGGCAACAUCUUCAACCUCUAUGUGCUAUUAUCCAUGCUGCUCCAGUUUGCCCUCCACAUUAUAUCGCUCAUUUACAUUACGAUCCAAACUCUGACAAUCUCGUCUCUGCAGUAUCAUUAUCGGCUCCCCGAAUUUUUAAACCUACAAAACCUCGUGCACUGA